Molecule: messenger RNA, 3478 nt
Organism: Myxocyprinus asiaticus (Chinese sucker)
Lineage: Eukaryota; Metazoa; Chordata; Actinopteri; Cypriniformes; Catostomidae
Product: PR domain zinc finger protein 1-like
Exons: 7
Coding region: 306-2408 (700 amino acids)
Biological process (GO): cell fate commitment; regulation of transcription by RNA polymerase II
Cellular component (GO): nucleus; cytoplasm
Molecular function (GO): RNA polymerase II cis-regulatory region sequence-specific DNA binding; DNA-binding transcription repressor activity, RNA polymerase II-specific; histone deacetylase binding
Source: RefSeq, a predicted model, not a curated record
GAGUCUGAGAGAUCAUAAGGGAAUUGCUGUUGGAAGAUUGUUUGGACUUUAUGGAUACUGGAGAAAAAUCAAUUAAGAUGACAGAGUGACUGGGGAAGAGAAUUACAGCAAUGACCUAACCAAAGAUACUUAGGAUGCAACAGCUGAAUGAAUGUGAAAUCUAAAACUAACAAAUAAAGCAAAAAGGAGGAAAUCUCCAACAAAGAACCAAAGCAACACAAACCUAAGGAGAAUAUACCAGACAACUCACCAAGAAACAAGAAAAGAAGCAAUUGAAAAGGAGGAGAGAAAGUGAUUGAGACAAGAUGAAGUUGGAGGCAUCUAUAGAGGACAUGAGUGAGUGGAGGGAGGUCGAUUUUGCACUGAACUGCACCUACAUUGUCCAUGACCAGGCGUCCGAACCUAACUUCAGUCUGCCCAAGGCCAUGACUUCCAUCCCACGGAACCUCACAUUCCAGUAUAGUGCAGACAACCAGGUAAUUGGUGUCUUCAGCAAAGAGUAUAUACCUCAGGGUACACGAUUCGGGCCCCUACAAGGCGUCAACUACACCAAAGACAAUGUUCCCCCUCAGACCAACAGGAAAUACUUUUGGAGGAUCUACAGUGGUGGGCAGCUACACCACUUCAUUGAUGGCUACGACGUGCAGCGCAGUAACUGGAUGCGGUAUGUCAACCCCACGCGCUCACUGGCCGAACAGAACAUGGUGGCCUGUCAAAAUGGCCAGGAGAUCUUCUUCUACACCAUCCGGCCCGUGGAGCCCAAGCAGGAGCUGCUGGUGUGGUACAGUGGGGAGUUCUCCCGAAGACUGUGUGGUCAGCCUGAGCAACCAGGCAGAGAGAAGCCAAAGCACAUACCUGAUAACGCAGGAUACGACUAUCAGAAGCAGCCCCUACCUCAGUAUACCUACUACCCUAAACAGCCCCCAACCCCACACAAACUUCAAAGUGAGGGAGAGGAAGAUGAAGUCGAAGUGGACGAAAAGAUUGACGUAGAGGUUAUCGAGAGGGACACGCCGCCUGACACACCAGACGAACAGGUUGUGGAUUUUAGCAAGAAGAUCCAUAAAGCUGCACCACCAGAGCCUAUGCAUUCUCCACAUUCCAAUCAAAGAGAGAUGAACAUGAGCACUCAUCCAUAUCCCACCCUUUCCCCACCUCAAGACCUUCCUCUCCACCUACAUGGCCUCUACGGUAAUCGAGAAGGCUUGAUCUCGUACCCUCUAUUGCCCUCACCAAGACCGCUACAAGCUCCAUAUCCUAUUUUAUCACCAUACAACCCCCAUUAUCAGCGCUUAUUGUUGCCUUCAUAUUCCCCUCCCUUUCCCUCCAUGUUGCCCUCAAAAGGAGGUCUCCGGUACAAUGGCUUCCUGAGUAGUGAUGGCUUGCCCUACACCUCUAUACCCCAACCUGGUUUGUUACCUGUUACAUUGCCUUAUCCUACCCCACUUCACGGAGGUCUGAAGGAAAGAAUCCCGAAUGCUUCACCCCAUGGAGCUCAUGCAACCCCUGAACUCUCCCCUCAGCCAAAGCAUACGCCCCAGCAAACCUUUCAGAAGACCUUCUCUGAAUGUGAAGAGGCCAUCAAUCUCAGCAUGGCUACACCCAAGAGCAUGUCACCGUCAUCCUCGUCCUCUCCGCCAGUCCCUGGGUACAAAUCUCUCCCGUACCCACUCAAGAAGCAGAAUGGCAAAAUCAAGUAUGAAUGCAAUGUCUGUCUCAAAACAUUCGGUCAACUCUCCAACCUCAAAGUGCACUUGAGGGUCCACAGUGGAGAGAGGCCAUUUCAAUGUAAUCUUUGCAAAAAGAACUUUACCCAGCUAGCCCACCUACAGAAACAUCACCUUGUCCACACAGGAGAGAAGCCACAUGAGUGCCAGGUGUGCCACAAACGCUUCAGCAGCACUAGCAACCUCAAAACCCACCUACGUCUGCACUCCGGGGAGAAGCCCUAUCAGUGCAAGCUGUGUGGUGUGAAAUUUACCCAGUACAUACACCUCAAACUCCAUCGUCGGCUGCACAGCUCUCACGACCGGCCCCACUGUUGCCAGGCCUGCAACAGGUGUUUCAUCCAUCGCUUCUCUCUGCAUCUCCAUCAGCGUUCAGGCUGCUUUCCGAAUGCCCGUCCAGAAAUCCCAGAACUGAGACGAGCGGUGGAGCUUAUAGAGUGCUUUGAUGCCAGUCACGAGGCUGAGGCUCUGCCUGAGAGUGCCGGAGAGUCUCAAGUGGAUGCCACCCUGGAAGAAUGGUUGGUGAGAAGUUUGGAGAGUGGCGAGGGGAAAGAGGACCUUGGAUUCCUCAAGGCUUUUGCUGCAGUACCACAAAGGGUGACUGCCAUCGGACAUCACCAGGAAAGAGCCAGUGUGGUACACUUCAACCAUCGGCCCUCUAUAAAGACAGAGGAGGAGUAGAUGAGGGAGAAAGUUGAAAGGAUGACAUUAUAGCUUUUUCAGGUCUUCCAGAAACCACAAAAAAAUUUUAUUUAAGCACAUGGCAUUCCCUAGUUGACACCAAAAAAAAAUGUAUUUAAGCACAUGGCAUUCCCUAGUUGACACCUCCCUGGUACACAGGGAUAAAUCAGAGAGAGGAAGAGUAAACCAAGCUAAUAAUAGAUGCAUCAAACAAAUAGUGUUUCCAAAGACUUGAAGAAUGUGUCAAGUGAUUGCACUUCCACUCUCUGACCUGCUUUAGGAUGAAGAUGUGAUUUAUAAUGUCCUCAUAUUUGUUUGGUUUUUAUUCUGAUGAGAGUCUGUUUGUUUGAAUUUGUCUUAACUUAUUACUGUCAAAAGUUUUUUUUUUUUUUUUUUUUAAAGAGCACUGUAUCAAAUGUUUUUUAAUACUUAUUUGUGUACUUCUCUUUUUUUAUGUAUGGCUUACUGUUGGGAUUUAUUUUAAAUGUUGGGAUUCUCAGGAAUAAUUUGUCAAUCCCUCUAUGGACACUAUGUGACAGUCCCAAAUGGAUUGGAUAUAUACUGUCCAUUCCAAGUGUGAUUUCAGUGUGUAUGUGUACAAAUUGUGUAUGUUUGAAUGAUUGUUCCUGGAUUUAAAUGACUUUAGACAAGAGCCCUUUUGAAAAUAUAAAAAGCUAUAUUGACAGUAGUGUCAGUAACUUUUUUAAUAUUUUCUAGGAUUUAUUCACUGUCAUUUCUGAGUUGCUUUUCAAAACUUUCUGUUUUCUUGUCAGCAAAUAGAUUUUAAACUCCUUUGACACUGAAAAGAAGACAUGCAUGACUUUUUAUUUAAUAUUUAAAUUGAGAGAAAGAUUCUUUGUUUUAUUAGUUUUAUUUUAUUGUUUGUUACUUGGUUGUGUCUACCAUUGCUUACUGUUGUCUCUUUAAUCCAAACAAGUAUUUUUAGCACUAUGAAAAUUUCCAAAUCAGUGUAGCUGGAAUUGAAUUUGCCAAUCAUCUCAGAUGAAGAUUGCAAUAGUUCUUCUUUUCUUUUUUUUUUCCUUUUUUUUUUUUUUUUUUUUUUUUUACUG